Messenger RNA from Humulus lupulus (European hop), 2030 nucleotides. RefSeq lists its product as uncharacterized. Gene Ontology annotation, biological process: protein transport. The coding region runs from base 449 to 1753 and encodes 434 amino acids. Lineage: Eukaryota; Viridiplantae; Streptophyta; Magnoliopsida; Rosales; Cannabaceae. The record is from RefSeq and is a predicted model, not a curated record. The transcript has 6 exons.
UCUUUCUUCUUCAUUAUCUCUUAUUUGACUCUGUAGCUUCCUCUCAUUCUAUGCCAUUGCCUUCUGGCUCAGCCAUUAUUUGCUAUAAACCCACUUCUCUCUAAAUUUCAUAAUCCAUUUUUGACCUUCGACUUCUUCUAUAUGGGUUUCUGAGCUUCUUUUAUAUUGAGAAGUUUCACCCAUUUUUUCCAACUUCUUAAUGAGUUCUCUCCGUCUCUCUCAAGCAGAACUUAUUCGUCUUUCCUUCUGGGCUUUCUUCAAUGCUGAUUCUUGACGUGACCCAAUUCCUGUUUUCGCUCUUACAGUCAUUCUUUUCGUUACCGUAGUAGUUUAAAGAAAUUCAUUCAUACAAUCUUUUAUUCUCUUCACCAUUCUACAUAUAGCCGUCUUCAUUCUUCACCAUAUUCAAUUAAGUUUUCUGGUAAAGUCAGAAGUUGCAGAGAUCAAAAUGCUUGACGGGUUAUUGAAGCCCAAGUUUUACUCCAAAUGCAAAACAAAUACAAAGCUCAUUAAGACACGUCUGGAGACCAUAAAGAAGAAGAGGAACGCAGUGCAGAAGUUUUUAAAGAAUGAUAUUGCCGAUCUUCUUAGGAACGGCCUUGACAUCAAUGCAUAUAACAGGCAGGCUGAAGGACUUUUGGUCGAGCAAAGUUUGACGUCAUGUUAUGAAAUGAUUGAGAUUUUUUGUGGGUGCGUCUCAAGUAAUCUUUCUCUCAUGCUAAAGCAGAGGGAAUGCCCUGAAGAAUGCAAGGAAGCAGUAUCAUCUCUGAUUUAUGCUGCAGCAAGAUUUGCUGAUUUGCCUGAACUGCGUGAUCUCAGAAAUAUGUUCACUGAACGAUAUGGAAAUUUCAUCGAGUCUCACCUAAGUAAAGAGUUUGUGGAGAGGUUGAAGCCAGCGCCUUUCACUAAAGAGACGAAGCUUCAGUUAUUGCAUGAUAUAGCAGGGGAAUUCUCCAUUGAAUGGGAUUCAAAGGCUUUGGAACAGAAACUGUAUACUCCUCCUCCUCCUCCACCACCCUCCAAAAAGCAGCCCGAAUAUGUGUCUACAAGGAGCAAUGUCAAUGGAUAUCAUGGAUCAAACCGGAGAGAGGAAGAAGCUUUUUCCAGAAGAAAUACUCAUGAGCGUGGGAACAAGAUGAGCAACAUAAAGGAUCAUCAUACAUCAGAAAGAAGUGAACUCAACCUUAAAUCUCGCUACGUGCAGAGCAGUAGUGAGGAUGAAACAUUUACAGAUUUUUCCCAUGAUGAGAGGAAAACUUCUUCAAGUUCAGCAGGAAGCGUUUCAGAGGACGACACAGAUGGCAAGAGGCCCUUCUAUUACAGAUUAGCUCGUCCCCCUUAUCUCAAACCAAAAUCUGAAAGCAGUUUAGAUGAACCAACAAAGCUGAACAGUCCCGUUCAGCAGGAGGAAGCAAGUACUCCCCAUGAGGAUAAGCCAAAACCAAGAUCAGUUAGACGAAGAAACUUGAAACCACCACCGGGUCAUGAAAGUUCAAGUAGACAGGAAUCUGACAAAAACCCGCCUUAUGAAUCUAACAAGAACAAAAGGCCAGAGUUGGCCAUGCCACCAGGCAGAGUAUCAUCUCUCCCGGCCGUUCCUUCAUCCCUUGCGCAGGCAAGCAUAGGGCCAGCUCGAGCAACGUCGUUCCAACCGGAUAUGAAGAGUUCAGCCGCCCAUGUCCAUCCCAAGCUGCCUCCUGACUAUGAUGAAUUUGCUGCACGUAUUGCUGCUCUUAGAGGAAAACAGAGGUGAAAGGACAUUAUUGAGUGAAGAUUGUUUCAUAAAGUUAUUGUUGGAGAAAGAUUAAUGUAGUCCUAGUCCAACUCCAAAGAUUCUAAUCUUUGGCAUAGCUGAAGAGAAAAUGAAAGGAGUGCCCCCCUCCAGCCCUCCCAGUCGUCUCGUCACACUACUACAACUAAUAGCUUAUUUAAUGAUCAUAGGAAAAAAAAUCUAAGCAACGACAUGGCUGAAGCCUGUAGGCCCUGUAUGUCUUAACACUUAUAUUGAUCUAUACAUAUUAAUUUAGAUA